AUGGAUGGUGAUGCCUCCGAACAGCGUCAUGGGAUGACCCGCUCAUCGACAACGGGUUUGGCAUCUACAAAUCCCAUUGUAACCGCAAAUGGCCCAACUCCCACCUCCGCCCAGAGCUUCACUCCACGCUCACUCCUCGUCGGUCUCAUUAUCGGUGCUCUGAUAACAUUCUCGAAUACCUAUUUUGGAUUACAGACGGGAUGGAUCAGCACCAUGGCCAUGCCGUCCGCCUUGAUUGGCUUCUCCGUUUUCAAGGUUUUAUCAAAGCAGCUCUCAUUCCCGUUCACACCGGUUGAAAAUGUCUUGAUCCAGACGGUGGCGGGUGCAGUUGGAACAAUGCCACUGGGCUGUGGCUUUGUUGGUGUCAUUCCCGCUUUGGAAUUCCUACUGAAACCGGGUGCAGAUGGACCGGAAGGCGAUGGGGGGCAGGGCGAGGGUGGUCCUCUGAACCUUAGUUUCUGGAAAUUGGUCAUAUGGAGUCUUGGAGUCUGCCUCUUCGGGGUUGUGUUUGCCGUUCCACUACGGAAAGAGGUCAUUGUCAGAGAGAAAUUACGCUUCCCAAGUGGAACUGCCUCUGCCUUGAUGCUCAAGGUCUUGCAUGGCUCUGGGAAGAAGGAAAAGAUUGUAGCACCGGAACCUCUUCGUACGGAUGAUCUGGAAGAGGUUGCGCCGCCUCCUUAUAUGCAAGAAGAUACGAAUCUUCUGAAAGAUGGGUAUGUCGAAGAUCAAGCUACGAACCAACAAGAUUGGCGGUCCAAGAUGCGCCUCUUGAUCGGCGCCUUUGUAGUUUCUGGUGUCUAUACACUAUUCUCUUACUUUGUCCCUCUGGUCCGUGAUAUUCCCUUGUUCGGCCUUGGUAUGGCCCACAAUUGGCUGUGGACCCUUAACCCAUCACCGGCCUACAUUGGCCAAGGUAUCAUCAUGGGCCCAUCGACGUGCAUGCACAUGCUCUUUGGUGCAGUGCUAGGAUGGGGCAUUCUAUCACCGCUGGCCAAGGCUCGUGGCUGGGCACCUGGCCCAGUAGACAGCUGGGAUGACGGAAGCAAAGCAUGGAUUGUCUGGGUAUCACUGGCGAUCAUGCUUGCUGAUUCAAUUGUUAGCUUGGGGUGGCUUCUUCUCAAGCCGAUUGUGACUCGUUCCCCGGUAUGGAUCGCUUGGUUAGGUUCCACUCGUGUGGGACAGUGGAUUGCACCUCGGCUGUGGUCCCAUCGGCAUUCCUACAUUAACUAUUCCGCACUCGGUUCCGAAAAUCAUUCGCUCACGCCGGAAGAUGAUGAUACCCAGGUGCAUGGAGCCCAGAGCGAGGAAGAAGAGGAAGAUGCACCAUCAUCCCAACUCAUCUCCACUCGCACGGUGGUGAUUCUCCUUCCAUUGACUCUUUUAUUAAAUGUCGUGUGCAUGCAUAUUGUGUUUGGGGACAUUAUCUCUCCUUGGCUUUCAACCCUUGCUACUCUAUUGGCGGUGCUUCUAUCCAUCAUGGGCGUUCGAGCGCUUGGUGAGACUGAUCUCAACCCAGUCUCGGGCAUCAGCAAGCUUACACAACUUCUUUUCUCCCUCGCCACACCUUCUUCUCAUUUCUCGCGACGCACUGCACUUGUCACCAACUUACUCGCGGGUGCAGUCUCUGAAUCAGGAGCUUUGCAAGCCGGUGACAUGAUGCAAGACCUGAAGACUGGUCAUCUGCUCGGCGCCAGCCCCAAGGCUCAAUUUUAUGGACAAAUGAUUGGCAGUCUUGUAGGUGCUGUAUUAUCUGCUGCUGUAUACAAACUGUAUGUGAACGUCUACGAGGUUCCUGGGGAGAUGUUCCAGACACCCACCGCAUACGUCUGGAUCUUCACUGCUCGCCUUGUGACUGGUGAGGGUCUCCCAGAGAUGGCUUGGCAGAUGUCUUUCAUUUUUGGCAUUGUUUGGGUGUUUAUCACCGCUCUGAGAAUUGCAGCUGCAUCUCCUUAUUUCUCCCGCAAUGGCAGCCCUCCUCCUUGGAGAUCUUGGGUCCCAGGUGGCAUUGCCGUCGCGGUCGGUAUUUUCAAUGUGCCAUCCUUCACUCUAGCAAGAGCCAUUGGUGGUAUUAUUGCCUGGUGGUGGUCUCGAAAACAUGCAGAACCCGCCAAGCAGCCCGUCGCUGAUGAAAAUACCAAUGGCUUAGGCCCCUCCUCAGAACCUCAACCUGCUCGACCUUCAGGUGAAUCCUCAUCGGCUGAUCAGGCAGCGGAAAAAGCAGAGGCUGCCUCCUCCACGGUCGUUGUUUUGGCAUCUGGUCUGAUUCUGGGUGAAGGGAUCAUGAGUAUUGUGAACCUUCUCCUUGCAAGUGGACGUGUUCCGCAUCUGUGA
Molecule: messenger RNA, 2331 nt
Organism: Penicillium nucicola
Lineage: Eukaryota; Fungi; Ascomycota; Eurotiomycetes; Eurotiales; Aspergillaceae
Product: OPT family oligopeptide transporter
Exons: 2
Coding region: 1-2331 (776 amino acids)
Cellular component (GO): fungal-type vacuole membrane
Molecular function (GO): oligopeptide transmembrane transporter activity
Source: RefSeq, a predicted model, not a curated record